AUGGCUGCCAUGGUUGCCGCGCGUGUCCUGUCUUCAGUUUUGCAAUCGCUCCUUCUGGGAGCAAAAAACGUUGGCUAUGAGCUGGAUGGGGCCACAGAGGAGUGGAUGAAGCAGCGUGAGGAGAUGCUGAGCCAGGAGAUGGCUCGGCUGCUGGAGGAGGUGGAGGAACUGGAGCAGAUGAGGCAGGAGCAGGGCUGUGUUGCCUGGAGAGCGAUGCUCUCAGCUGCCUUGCAGCAGUGGCAGUUCUGGGCCAUUGCCGGCAUAUUUCUCCUGCUCUCGGUGCUGUGCUGGCGGCUCAGGAGAUGGAGCCAUGCAGCAGCCAGCAGCAGCAAAGAGAUCUUCAGGAGCUACGUAGAGUUGGAUGGAGGUGAAGAGGAGCAGGAACGUGAGCAAGAGGAGCUGCAGGAGGAAGUACGUGAUGAGGAAGAUUCUAAAGAAUUGAAGGAUCUGGACAGGAUCUUUGCUGAGAGCUUAGAGUGGCCAGGGCAGGAGCUCGCCUACGGGUGCCAGGAGGUGAAGGAGCUGGUGGGGGAAGUCAUCCAGGUCUACCAAGAGCUGUCCUCUGGUACUUUCUUCCCGGUGAUGCAGCCACCCAUUGGAGUAGGCAGCACCUACGAAGGUUGGAGUCCUCAUGGCAAUGAUGCUGUCUACCGCCUGCUGGUGCCACUCAAGCCCGGUCUUGGGCAUGCCUUCUACAUGAAGGAGAAAAUCCUGGAGGAGAGGCCAAAGCAAACCUUCUGGAUCCGAGUGCGACGAAAGUGCACCUGUGCAACAGAAGAGCCAGUGCCCUGCUUCUUCCACCACCCUCAGGAGAGGCAGAGGAGACAGGGCCGUUCCCACGAGCUGGGCAUCCUCUGCACUGACUCCUACCUAGAUGUGCACAAAACUGUCAGCUGGUUCCAGAACUUUGUGAUGUCAGUCUGGGGCGUGAGGCCUAAGAUGCGUUCCUACCAUCUAAAGCUGCUGCCCUCCACGCGCUCUUGCAAGCUGCAGCUGACAGAUGGCCUCGGGAGAGCCUUUGUCAUUGAGAUCUUAUUUGGGCUGCAGCGAGCUGACUCGGACAUCUUCCUGUGCAGCCGCAGCAGAGAGGCCACCUGGACCACAAGCUUGACAUGGUCAGGGAGCUGUGCUGUGGCAGAGGUGAAGUUCUUCCAGCAUAUCGCCAGGCAGGUGCCACAGGGCAGCUGCCACCUCAAAUGCCUGCAGGUGUGCACCCAAAUCCUGGCGGGCACAGGCUUUUCUCCCUCCACUCUGAAGGUGGUUGUGAUGCACCUCCUGAGCAGCACACCCGUGUCAGGCUGGUGCAGGAGGGAUUUUGUGCUGCGGCUCAAGGACAUCAUGCAGUACCUGCGCUGCUGCCUGGAAAACAAACACCUCAGCCACUUCUUCAUUGGCAGUGAGAGCAUGCCCGAGGAGAUAAGCCUGCCCCCAGCCUAUGAAAUGGCUGAGCCACUCAACCUCUUCCAAGGCCUCGCCCAGGAUCCAGCCGCCCACACCAAGGCCAUGCAUGAGUUUGAGGAGAGCUAUGACAAGCUCAAAAGGCUGCUGUGUUAUCCACAAGGAAAGGUCUUGAAGCCCAGAGCUGCUUGUGGAGCUGAUGGCAGACCAGCCCCUGGCACAUGA
This is a messenger RNA of Pogoniulus pusillus (Red-fronted tinkerbird), 1623 nucleotides long. RefSeq names its product inositol 1,4,5-trisphosphate receptor-interacting protein-like 1. Lineage: Eukaryota; Metazoa; Chordata; Aves; Piciformes; Lybiidae. Bases 1 to 1623 code for a protein of 540 amino acids. Gene Ontology annotation, cellular component: membrane. The record is from RefSeq and is a predicted model, not a curated record. The transcript has a single exon.